Exophiala dermatitidis NIH/UT8656 is the source of this 411-nucleotide messenger RNA. RefSeq lists its product as uncharacterized. NCBI's taxonomy places the organism in Eukaryota, Fungi, Ascomycota, Eurotiomycetes, Chaetothyriales, Herpotrichiellaceae. Gene Ontology annotation, molecular function: heme binding; monooxygenase activity; oxidoreductase activity, acting on paired donors, with incorporation or reduction of molecular oxygen. The transcript has 2 exons. Bases 1 to 411 code for a protein of 136 amino acids. The record is from RefSeq and is a predicted model, not a curated record.
AUGGAGGCCAUGCGGAUGCGUUCUGCCAUCGGACUGGGCAUCUACCGCGUGACGCCGGCGGAGGGUGCGAAGAUUGACGGCGCAAUCUAUCCUGGCAACACAGAGGUCGCCGUCAACGGCUGGGUGCUGCAUCGCGACAAGGCCAUCGUUGGUGACGACGCCGACAAGUAUCGUCUCGAGAGAUGUUUUGAACGAGAUGCUAAGUUGAUGAACUCAUAUAUGCAUCAGUUGGGCAGUGGCAGCCAUCUCUGCAUCGGCCGCAACCUCGCCCUCCUCGAAAUGAACAAACUCCUGGUCCAGAGUUUGAGGGAAUACGACAUCACCCUGGCGAACCCGGGCCGCCCUCUGCAGUACCGUACAACGUUCUCCGCGGUGCAACAAGUGCUCGAGGUGUGUUUGCGCAAACGAUAG